AUGUCUAGAAUACACAAGCGCAAGUCGAGCAAGGAGGAGGAUGACACCGUCGUCCCUGUCAUCCGCGCCGAGGCCAGCACAUCAAACGGCGUUCCCAGCAGGCCAAACAGCGCCGAGCACGGUCACGCGCGCUCGCGUACACUAUCCACGCCCGCAGGAUUGACUCUCUCCGUGACGCCGCCCUCCACGACGAGCACAGGCUUUCCCGCGCCCCCGAGUCCACUCUCGCCUGGAGGCUCGCAGCGGAGCUCGACUCUGCCGUUUUCUCGGCCAAAUGGAGUUUCAACGCAUCACGCCCCCGCUUCGCCGAUGCGCAUGUCGUUCUCGAUGCCCUCGCACAUGGCCAGCCAGUCACACGGCAGGACGCGCUCCAUAUCCGGCUAUGCGUAUUCGCCACCUUCGCCAUCCCCUCUUUCAGCGUCUUUCCCUCCAAUAGCCAAUCCUUCGGCUUCUGGCUCAAUGCCAGAAAUGAAUCGUCAUCAACGCACGGGUAGCCGCUCCAACUUCACAAUACCCCCCGCCGCACCUCAGUCCUUCAAUCAGGAUCGUGCCACACCUCCGCCCCUCCCGCCACCCACUACUUCGGCCAACGCCCGACGCCAUGCGCGCCUACACUCUCGCAACCUUUCCGUGUUCUUCCCUCGACCUGGUGCUCAGUCUCAGCCAACUAUCGACGAAGAUGGCGGGCAGGAGAUCGAAUACAAGGAGACACCCGAGAUAGUCAUGCCCACCGCUUCUCCGCGGGGAAAGCUAGGCGAGGGCUUCACUUUCGGCGGUCGACCCCCAUCCGACUCAAUCACGUCCAAUGGCGAUGAUUCGGGCUCUGAACCGCCUUCUGCGGGGCCCCGCAAGGCGCGACGCGGGCACCAUCACAAACACUCAAUGUCGCACAACUUCUUCUCGUUCCUUGAGCCCGGCGCGAACGGCCGACCACAAGCAACUCUCGGUCCUUCACAGUCGGAAAGCGGUCACCUAUCUGCCGCACCGUCAGCUCCCAUCACACCCGUAUCUGCGGUGACACCAGCGAGUACAGUCACCGGCCGCACCAGUCCCUUCGCCUUCCAUAAGGACGUCGGCCGCAUCCCACUGGACGCCUUACUCGCGUUCUCCGUGCAGUUCAUACUGGGCGCAUGGCUAUGGGUCUCCGGGCAAGCAGUGGGCUCGUUGGCAUGUACCGGCCUGGGGUAUUGGGUUGUGUUCGACGCCAUAGGCGUGGGAGUAGGCAAGAUCUUGCCCGCCUAUUUGCAGCGCCCCGGGCUGCAAUCGCCGCUCGGGCGUCCAUACGGGAACGCGCGAGUCGAGACGGUUGCGCUCUUCGCGCAGGGGGUGUACUUGAUGUUCUCCGCCGUAUACGUCUUCAAGGAGACCGUUGAACAUCUGCUGCUUUCGGCUGGAGAGGGCCACCACCAUCAUCCGGGAGACGAGGACAUCGAGAUCGACGGCAUCGACUUUCCUAUCAUGUUGCUCUUCUUCACCUUCCUUUCAUUACUCGUCAACGCUCUAUCAUUCGACAACCACUAUCAACUCGUUAACAUCACCGGAAACCGUUUACCGCCCAUAUCAAAGCUACUGGACCCCUCACGAUUCAAGUACUCAUCAUAUCGUCCUGAACCUACGAAUGCGCUCGGCCGUUUGGCUGAGAACCCCUACUCGCUCAUCGCCGUCGCGCUGGCCGCGUUCAUCCCCCUGGUCUCCAUCCUCAUUCCAGCAACCGAGCACCGCGCCAUUGACCUACUCCUCGCUGCAGCCGAGGCAGUAGCCAUGUUCACCCUCGCCUAUCCAGCCUGUACAUCAACCGGCACCGUCCUCCUCCAAACCGCACCCCGCCGCGGCCUCACACACGGCCGCACCGAAGGCUUCCUGCGCGCUAUGCGCGAGAUCGAACGACACCCACAAGUCCAACACCUCCCUCCCCCACACAUCUGGCAGCUCGUACCGGUCGAAGCCACUCCCAGUCCAGGAGCGAGUGGUGUGCAACCGCUCGUUGUGGCGUUGGAGUUGAGGGUGGAUAGGAAGUUGGAGGACGCGGAGGUGUUGAGGUUGACGAGGUGGGCGCAUGGGAGGUGUUCGCAGGCGCUGGGCCUGGGCACGAGGGAGGCGGCUGAGUAUGUUACUGUGGGGAUUGUUAGGGGAUGA
This is a messenger RNA of Peniophora sp. CBMAI 1063, 2136 nucleotides long. The record is from the annotation of a GenBank genome assembly. NCBI's taxonomy places the organism in Eukaryota, Fungi, Basidiomycota, Agaricomycetes, Russulales, Peniophoraceae.